CGUCUCCAUGGCCUGGCCUGCUGGCCCUCCGGGCGGCCGGCGAUGAAGUGAGGGCCGGGCGCGGGGCCUUGUGCCGGCCAGCCAUGAACUACCCUCCGCAGCCGCCGCCGCCCCAGCAGCACCAGCAGCAGCAGCAGCAGCAGGCCCACUCGGCCGCCAUCCGCGCGGAGAUCGGGCGCUUCGAGUCGGUGCACCCCAACAUCUACUCCAUCUACGAGCUGCUGGAGCGGGUGGAGGAGCCGGCGCUGCAGGGCCAGAUCCGCGAGCACGUCAUCGCCAUCGAAGAUGCCUUUGUAAAUAGCCAGGAAUGGACACUAAGUCGUUCUGUGCCAGAACUCAAAGUGGGCAUUGUGGGAAAUCUAGCUAGUGGGAAAUCUGCCCUCGUACAUCGGUAUCUGACUGGGACGUAUGUCCAGGAGGAAUCACCAGAAGAUAUGGAUGCAGGUGGAAGAUUUAAGAAGGAGAUCGUAGUCGACGGACAAAGCUACUUGCUGCUGAUCAGAGAUGAGGGGGGUCCUCCUGAGGCCCAGUUUGCCAUGUGGGUGGAUGCUGUCAUAUUUGUAUUCAGCCUGGAGGAUGAAAUUAGCUUCCAGACUGUGUAUCACUACUACAGCCGUAUGGUGAACUAUCGCAACACUAAUGAAAUCCCAAUGGUGCUAGUGGGAACUCAGGAUGCUAUAAGUUCCAGUAAUCCUCGUGUCAUCGAUGAUGCUAGAGCACGGAAGCUGUCAAACGAUUUGAAAAGAUGCACCUACUAUGAAACCUGUGCUACUUAUGGGUUGAAUGUGGAAAGAGUCUUUCAGGAUGUUGCACAGAAGAUUGUAGCAACAAGAAAAAAGCAGCAGCUUUCGAUAGGUCCUUGUAAAUCACUACCAAACUCUCCGAGUCACUCAUCUGUGUGUUCUGCUCAGGUCUCCACAAUACACAUCAGCCAGACCAGCAAUGGAGGAGGCAGCUUAAGUGACUAUUCCUCCUCGGUCCCCUCCACUCCGAGCACCAGCCAGAAGGAGUUGCGGAUCGAUGUCCCUCCCACUACUAACACUCCAACGCCUGUCCGUAAACAGUCCAAGCGCCGGUCCAACCUUUUCGCGUCUCGGAAAGGGAGCGACCCAGACAAAGAGAAGAAAGGAUUGGAGAGCAGAGCAGAUAGCAUCGGAAGCGGCCGUGCAAUCCCAAUUAAACAGGGUAUGCUGCUAAAGCGAAGUGGCAAGUCAUUAAAUAAAGAGUGGAAAAAGAAAUACGUUACACUCUGUGACAAUGGCGUGCUGACCUAUCAUCCAAGUUUGCACGACUAUAUGCAGAACGUUCAUGGGAAAGAAAUUGAUCUUCUAAGGACUACAGUUAAAGUCCCUGGGAAGAGGCCACCCCGAGCCACAUCUGCAUGCGCUCCCAUUUCGAGCCCAAAAACAAACGGCUUGUCCAAAGAUAUGAGCAGUUUGCAUCUCUCGCCAAAUUCAGGGAAUGUGACUACUAGCACCUCUGUGUCUCAGAUGACGAGCGGCAUCAGUCUUGUUUCCUUCAACAGUCGUCCUGAUGGGAUGCAUCAGAGGUCCUACUCUGUUUCCAGUGCUGACCAGUGGAGUGAAGUGACAGUCAUUGCAAACUCAGGCAUCAGUAGUGAUACUGGCUUGGGAGAUUCUGUGUGUUCCAGCCCCAGUAUGUCUAGUACCACAAGUCCUAAGCUGGACCCUCCUCCUUCCCCUCACGCUAACAGGAAAAAACAUCGCAGGAAGAAAAGCACUAGCAAUUUUAAACCUGAUGGUAUCUCAGGCACUGCUGAAGCCAAACGCAAAGCAUGGAAACUAAACCGUGUUGGUAGUCUGCGAAAUAUAUACAGCAGCAGCAGCACCAACACCGAAGAGCAAGAGGAAAAUUUUGAAUUUAUCAUUGUGUCCCUUACUGGUCAGACUUGGCACUUCGAAGCGACGACUUAUGAAGAAAGAGACGCCUGGGUGCAAGCUAUAGAGAGUCAGAUUCUGGCCAGUCUGCAGUCCUGUGAGAGCAGCAAAAAUAAGUCCCGACUGACAAGUCAGAACGAGGCCAUGGCCCUUCAGUCAAUAAGGAACAUCAGAGGCAACUCUCGCUGUGUGGACUGUGAAGCACAAAAUCCCGACUGGGCGAGUCUAAAUCUGGGAGCCCUCAUGUGCAUCGAGUGCUCAGGGAUACACCGGAACCUCGGCACACACCUGUCGCGCGUCCGAUCCCUCGACUUGGAUGACUGGCCUGUCGAGCUGAUCAAAGUUAUGUCCUCCAUCGGGAAUGAGAUGGCCAAUAGCGUGUGGGAAGAAAUUACCCAGGGGCGUGUGAAGCCCUCCCCAGACUCCACAAGGGAAGAAAAAGAGCACUGGAUCCGGGCGAAAUACGAGCAGAAGCUCUUCCUUGCUCCACUGCCAUGCUUAGAGCUUUCCUUGGGGCAGCACUUGCUACGAGCAACGGCAGAGGAGGACUUGCGGACUGUCAUCCUCCUCCUGGCACACGGGUCACGAGAGGAAGUGAACGAGACUUGCGGAGAUGGGGACGGGCGUUCAGCCUUACAUUUGGCUUGCAGGAAAGGAAACGUCAUGCUGGUGCAGCUCUUGAUUUGGUACGGUGUUGACAUUAUGGCCCGCGAUGCCCAUGGAAACGGAGCCCUGGCCUACGCCAGGCAGGCCUCGAGCCAGGAAUGCGUGGACAUCCUCCUGCAGUAUGGCUGUCCCGACGAGCGCUUUGUUCUCAUGGCCACCCCCAAUUUAUCUCGGAAGAACACUAACAGGAACAACAGCAGCGCGACCAGAAUGCCCUCCAUCAUCUGAAGGAU
This is a messenger RNA of Euleptes europaea (tarantolino), 2797 nucleotides long. It is a transcript of the gene AGAP1, whose product is annotated as ArfGAP with GTPase domain, ankyrin repeat and PH domain 1. The transcript is spliced from 20 exons. Lineage: Eukaryota; Metazoa; Chordata; Lepidosauria; Squamata; Sphaerodactylidae. Gene Ontology annotation, molecular function: GTP binding; GTPase activity; GTPase activator activity. The coding region runs from base 84 to 2792 and encodes 902 amino acids. The record is from RefSeq and is a predicted model, not a curated record. Gene Ontology annotation, cellular component: nucleus.